Molecule: messenger RNA, 2704 nt
Organism: Amoebophrya sp. A120
Lineage: Eukaryota; Dinophyceae; Syndiniales; Amoebophryaceae
Source: the annotation of a GenBank genome assembly
AAAAAAUAGAUUUAUCAGAGAUUUUUUGCUUGUUCAUCAUACAUUUUCCUCCGCGCGGUGGACUCCUGAUUUCUUUGUUCUUUUGGCACGUUUGGCCGUCCUGCAGAUGUAAACAAGGACCAAAGCAAAAGAGUAAGUACGUAAAACGAAGUCAACUUUAGUUAUUAGCUUCCUCAUUUCACUAGGUCCCUUGUGCUCCUUGAGCCUUUAUUCCGUUUUGCAUUCGAACUCUACGAAACAUCAGUCCACCGCAGAAAAAAUGAUGUCCUCCGAUGCGCGGGUUGUCGUGCCUGCUACUUCCAACACUGGGCGGGAGCAAGAUCUUGUGAGUGACGUCAACAAUGCCACUAUCCUAUGUGAAAUCGUUCCCACAAGGUCCCGGCCCGCCAUGUCGGGGCACUGAAAUGAACAAUUAUGAUCCACGAGUUCGGUUUGGCAGUAAUAAUUGCAGGAGCGUGCUGUCCCCUGUUGAUGCGUCACCACCUGCUGGCGAGGAACGGGGCAUGAUUUUUCUAUGAUGUUCAUGUUUCUUGAGCUCAGCAUCAAAUUGUCCUGAGUAGUUCAUCAUUGUAUCGAAUUGAAUUCCUGAUGCAUGUCCGGCGCUAAAAAUUUUGUACUCUGUAAUAUGAGAAUUAUUCCUCGCGGCCGCCCGAGGUUGUCAUUUUCUUUUCCCACGGAAUCCGAGCGACAAAUUUCUGGAUUCGUGUGCCAGGACAGGAGCGGACAGCACCUGGACCUUAGGGUCGUGCUGGAGCACGACGGAGGACCCUGUGGGAAGGGUUUCCUUUCUCGGGUGCCAUACGAACAACCUCCGCAGCAAUGACGAUAAAAAGCGGCACGUCUGCUUCCAGCUCCUCCUCCACCCCGGGGGGACCACCGGCGGGAGGUUCGGCGGUGCUGCUCACCACACAGGAGAAGCGGGCACUGGAGGCGAGUGCCAACAUGGUUAGCAUCAUUCGUGCGGUCGAGCAGCUCGAAAAGGCCUUCGUCUCCGGGCUGGUGCUCAGCAAAGAAUACGAGCGUGCCUGCAACGCGUUGUUGUCGCAAUACAAGGUGCAACAAACGGCAUUAAAGGGAGACUACCCGGAAUUCGCAAAAUUCUGGACGGAGCACAAGCUCGACUGCCCACUAGCCAGGGAAAGGCUGCAAAGUAUUUUUUCUAUGUUGCUGACUACAAGAACUGGUCUACUCCUCUUCGCCUUCGGUUGGAAUUUAUUCAUACAGCACUUAGUACACAUAGCAGGAUUAGGAGCGUUCCGGUUCCAGCACCCCCGCGUGCUCGUCACUUUACUACUUCAACUUAUUGAAUUCUUCGAUUUUGGUUGUUCUACUUACGCCACGAUGACGGUCAAGUAAAGACUGAUGUAGUUGUUGGAAUGAUAGAAGAUGAAAUCACACGACGACUGUUCGUUUUGCUUUAUUCACAGCAUACGGAGUGCCGGCGAGUACGCUGUAUAACACGGGAGGGGACCCUGGCGAGGAUGGCAGUGCCCGCACCGGGGACCGCAGCAAUCUUCACGUCUUUGAUGCGUGUCAGUACACCACAACCCUGAUCGACUCCCUCAAAAUGAACAUGCGCGCCGUCGACGAGAUCCUGCCCACACUCAAAGAGACGCUCGGAUCCGUAAACAAAAUCAACGGACUUCCAAAAGUACGCGCUGCAAAUAUUAACACAGAAGGUGGCUGGGCGCUUCGUCGACGCAAGUACGUAUCUGCGUGCUUGCGGUGUAACACACUGAAUAUUAAAGAGAAUGAGUAGAUGUUCGAGUAUGAAAGAGCAAGAACCAUCAUGACAUCUGGAAAACAAAAAGUGCAGCCGCUAAUAGAAAGGUAUUCAUGAUUUUUCGGAUGUCCUCUGACCUAUGUGCGAGUCGGCGUUGGAGUCUCGAUACUCAGUUUCGCAUUUUUCACGUCUCAGCGGCGUCGACGGACGCCAUUUUGGCACAACUUCUUAUCUUUUCAUAUGUAGAGCUGGAGGGCCGCGAGAAGCUCCAACACUGGCUGGUUCGGCUGCACCAGAUGGCGGCCGACGAUGCGCUUUCGGAGUCAGAGGCACGCCAGUUUGCUUUCGACGUCGAACAAUUUUACACUGCGAUACAUUCCUGGCUCAAGGAAAGGCACUGACGAGGUGGUGGAAAUAAAUGUCUGGCUCUAGCAGCAGGAGCUUCUCCAAGGUCGUGGACCGCAACGAAGACGGUGUAUAAUCUUCGUGCGCUCGAGGUUCUUGCGCAACAUCGUGAAGUAGACUAGGCCGAGCGGCACGGUUUCGGUUGAAGGAGGUCUAGUACCAAAAAAGAAGAAAUCGAUACGGUGCAGUCAGCCAGGAAAAAGAACGCAUUCAAGCGGCCAGACCUUCGGCUUCUUCAUCCACUUGUUACUCCCGCCCAGUGUCAGUACUUGCAACAAACAGAAACAUGAUGUAGCGAGAACGGGAUGAACUCCAAUCCACGAUCCGUAGUGCAGGUACUGGAGGACAUGUAUGAAGUGGAGGCUUUCUUUCCCUGUGCUACCAGUGUAGUCGCGAACGCGAUCAAAGAAAAACACGCAAGAAGGAGAAGAACGACCAAGCACCCACCUCCUGAAUUGUCGGCUCGCAAAGCCGAGGAAUUUUUAUACGAUCGAGGUGCAGGAUCUUCAGGAUGUUUCAGAAAAAAAAAUUAAAGGUCACUUCCUCGUUGACCAGCGAGCCUCUGAUGAAUUUCUU